Molecule: messenger RNA, 3917 nt
Organism: Solanum pennellii
Lineage: Eukaryota; Viridiplantae; Streptophyta; Magnoliopsida; Solanales; Solanaceae
Product: lysine-specific demethylase JMJ25-like
Exons: 13
Coding region: 243-3581 (1112 amino acids)
Biological process (GO): regulation of transcription by RNA polymerase II
Cellular component (GO): histone deacetylase complex; chromatin
Molecular function (GO): transcription coregulator activity; histone H3K9 demethylase activity; chromatin DNA binding
Source: RefSeq, a predicted model, not a curated record
GGAAGCCGAAUAUAGCACAGGUAUCAAGGAUAUGAAGAGCACGCACUUGUCAGACGAAAUCGUGUGUAAGGCGGGACUUUUCGAAACUUUCCCCCCUAAAUAUAUCCAUCCACCCACAAGUUUUUUUUUAACUCUUACCAAAACCCUAACCCCCAAUCCACUGCUUUAACCCCAAACACAUAACACUCUACUUACUUCUUUUUUUCUUUCUGUGGGGAGCCAAAACGUCUAUUUCGGGUAUUAUGGAGGAAACUAUUCAGAACAAGGUAAAGUUUGAUUCUUUAGAGGAAACGGAGGAUGAUAUUCAGGUAAAGUUUGAAACUUUGGAAGAAACUGUAGAAUCUAUGGAGGAAACUGUUGAGGUAAAGCUUGAAUCUUUGGAGGAUCUUAAAGUAGAAGAAGAAGAAGAAGAAGGGAUGGUUUUGACUGAGGUUGUUAAACCAAAAAAGAAAAGGGGGAGACCACCCAACAAAAAUAAGGGAAAACUAAAAUUGGAGGAAGACACAGGAAAAGAGACUUGUAUUAAGAAAAACACGAAUCUUGGUAGGAAAAAGAAUCAUGUUCAAAAAAAGAAUCAUGUCAAUGAAAAAGAAGACGAAAUUGAUAGUAUGAGAGAAGAGGAAAAAAAUGAUUUUGAUAGAGUCAGUGCUACUCAUAGGCCAGUGAGGUCGUCACGUAAAAAAGCUAUUGAGAAGAUAACUGAAUUUUCUCUGCAAAUGAAUGAAUGGGAUGAAGAAGAUCUUAGUGCUCAUAAGAAAAGAAGGGGUCAAGGCAGGAAGAGUGGCGUCAAAACAGAAGAAGGAAAUGCAGAUAGUGGUCAGAAAAUUGCAAGUAAAAAACGUGGAAUAAUGAGUUUGAAAGUGAAUGGUGGAGAUUCUAAUAGUAAAGAGGAGGAGGGUAAUGGGAGUAAAAAACAUAGGGCUGAGGAACAAGACAAAGUGGAAAGAUCAGAGUCUGCAAGGCAAAUCAAAGAUAAUGCAUCAAAUCCCCGUGCUAGAAAGAGGAAGGAUGAGAAUGGUAAUGAGAUUCUAUCAAAUAUGUGUCAUCAGUGCCAGAGGAAUGACAAAGGAAGGGUUGUUCGCUGCACCAGCUGUAAAACAAAGCGAUACUGCAUUCCUUGCAUAACCACAUGGUACCCUGGAAUGCCCGAGGAGGCUUUUGCAGAGUCUUGUCCUGUUUGUCGUCAAAACUGUAAUUGCAAAGCAUGCUUGCGUUUGGAUGGGCCAAUAAGGGCUUUGAAGGAUUCACAAUGUCAGAUUAGCGAAGAAGAAAAGUUUGAACAUUCAAAAUUCAUUUUGCAAAUACUUUUGCCUUUCUUGAGAAGAUUUAAUGCAGAGCAAGUGAUGGAGAAGGAGAUUGAAGCUAAGACUCGAGGGCCAUCAGUGUCAGAGUUAGUGCUGAAGAAGGCGAAGUGUCAGAAGAAUGAGCGGAUGUACUGUAACAACUGCAAAACAUCCAUUUUUGAUUUUCACAGGAACUGUUCUAGCUGUUCCUAUGAUCUAUGCCUUACUUGUUGCCGGGAGCUUAGAGAUGGUCACCUUAAGGGAGGCGAUGAAGAAGUCAUUGUGGAAUUCGUUGACAAGGGGGUUGAUUAUUUGCAUGGUGAUGUGAGGCCUGGUUCUUCAUCAGAUACCCGAACUUCAAGAAGGUCUAAAUCUUCCAAGAAGAUGGUUGAAAAUGAUUCGGUGGAUGAUGCCAGGCUUGCAUUUGAAAUGGAGCCUGGGGAUAAUGGAGGGCAUCUGCAAGAUAAUUCUGGUGGUCCUGCUGGUGAAUGGAAAUCCAAUGAAGAUGGUAGCAUCCCUUGUCCACCACAGAAGUUUGGUGGUUGUGGUAAGGGAAAUUUAGAUCUGAAGUGCCUGCUCAACAAGACAGAAGGUCUCUCUGAGUUGUUGGCAAGAGCUGAAGAUAUUGCCAAAAGAUUUGAAUUGGAAUACAUGCCUGAAAUUUCUCAGGGACCAUGCUGCUGUAGGAAUUCGGUAAAUGAAGAUGAUAUUCAGAAAAGCAAAAUGUGUAAAACAGUAUCUCGUGACGGGUGUGAUGACAACUAUUUAUACUGUCCAGCAGCUAAAGAUCUUCAGCAGGAGGAUUUGAAGCAUUUCCAAUGUCACUGGCUGAAAGGUGAGCCUGUGAUUGUCCGCAAUGUGCUUGAGACUGCGUCAGGGUUAAGCUGGGAGCCCAUGGUUAUGUGGCGAGCCUGUCGUCAGAUAAAGAACUUAAACCACCCUCUUCUUUUGGAUGUCGUUGCUAUCAAUUGCUUAGAUUGGUGUGAGGUAGAAGUUAACAUCCAUCAGUUUUUUAAGGGAUAUUUGGAAGGUCGAACUGAUAGUGCUGGUUGGCCCCAGAUUCUGAAGUUGAAAGAUUGGCCUCCAUCUGAUUUAUUCGAUGAGCGAUUACCUCGUCAUGGCGCUGAGUUUGUUAGAUGCUUGCCUUUUCAGGAGUACACAAAUCCACAAAAUGGAUUCCUAAAUCUUGCUGUCAAACUGCCACCCAAUUCGUUGAAGCCUGACAUGGGACCAAAGACAUAUAUUGCUUAUGGAGUUCGACAGGAGCUAGGGCGUGGAGACUCUGUGACUAAGCUGCAUUGUGAUAUGUCUGAUGCGGUGAAUGUGUUGACACAUACUCAAGCAAUAAACCUGACGCCUGAGCAGCUUUCAGUAAUGGAAAAAAUGAAAAAAAAACAUGCUGAACAAGAUAAAACUGAACUUCAGAUGGCUGAGGGCGAGAAAAAAUGCAAAAAUGAAGCAUCAUCUGAGUUGAUUGAUGACUACUGUGUGCACAGUGACAGAAGUAGCAGAAGAGAUGAAGAAAAAACUGAACAUUCUGAAGUUCAAAGCUUGAGUUUUGAACCAGAUUGUGGCAAUCCUUCAAUAAUUCCAUCUGCUUCUUGUGUCGAACCAGAGGGAGAUACUGAUGCUGAUUUGGUAAUAAAUGGUGCAAUCAAUUCUACUAGCUAUAGUGAAGCAAGUGGAGGAAUUAGAAUUGAUAAUGAUAAAAAUGACGAGUGCAAAGAUGACCCCGUGUUUGAAAAAAAUGAAGUAUCUGAGGAUAUGGAUGGCGGUGCACUGUGGGACAUCUUUAGAAGGCAAGAUGUUGCUAAGUUGGAGGAAUAUCUUUUGAAGCACUUCAAGGAAUUCAGACAUAUCUACUGUUGCCCGGUCCCACAGGUUAUUCACCCUAUACAUGAUCAAACAUUUUACUUGACUGAGGAUCACAAAAGGAAGCUUAAGGAAGAGUAUGGAGUUGAGCCAUGGACCUUUGUUCAAAAAUUGGGAGAUGCAGUUUUUAUACCUGCGGGUUGUCCUCAUCAAGUUAGAAACUUGAAGUCCUGUAUUAAGGUUGCUCUUGACUUUGUGUCUCCUGAAAAUCUUCAUGAGUGCAUCCGUCUGACUGAAGAGUUCCGCACUCUUCCCCAAAAUCACAGAGCCAAGGAAGACAAGUUGGAGGUUAAGAAAAUGAGCAUUUGUGCAGUGAGAGACGCGGUAGUUGAAUUGGAAAAACUUUCAAAGGAAUCAACUGGCAAUAAUGAGAAAAGAAGGCAUACAGUUAUGGAUGACGAUAGAGAACAUUCAGGAGAUGAUUAGAAUGGGAUUCACCAGGAUUUUGAAGAGACAAAGAUUCAGCAGAACAUUUCAGUAGCUCAAAGGAGGAUUUUGAAAUGAAUUGACAAAGGCUCUAAUUGUGAAGUCACUUUUUGGAUUUUGAAUGAAUAUAUAGGAUUAUCCAAGUUUUUGGCUGUAUUCUAUAUCAUUUUUUGUUCAGUUUCUGGGGCCAUUUCUGUGCAUCUUUUUGUCUAGCUGGUACAUGGAUGGUAACACAAAUAGUGUAAGCUUGAUGUUCACUGACUUAAUACCUCCUUCAAUGUAAUAUAUAAUGUCAUUCAUUACUCUUUUAGUAGCGUGCUCUUUGAAACGGGUUGA